AUGGCACCCAUCCCCAUAACAAUAGUGACCGGCUUCCUCGGCUCAGGCAAGACCACCCUAAUCCUCAACCUCCUCCCCCAACUACCUCCCUCGUACCGCAUUGCGCUCCUCAAAAAUGAAUUUGGUGAUCUCGCCGUGGACAGCCAACUGGCCUCCCAACGCUCCAUCUCCGGGGUCCGCGAACUCCUCAACGGCUGCAUCUGCUGCAACCUAGUCGGCCAACUAGGCGAUGCUCUCUUCCAACUCCGCGACACCGUCGAUCCCGCACGCAUCAUCAUCGAAACCUCCGGCAGCGCCUUCCCCGCCACGCUCGCGAUGGAGGUCAACCGGGUCUCGAAUGAAAACCCCGGCACCUUUGUGCUCGACGGCGUCAUCAGCGUGAUCGACGUGGAGAACUGGCGGGGGUACGACGACACGAGCCCGACGGCGCGCAUGCAGGCGCGCUACACGGACCUGAUCAUCUUCAACAAGCACGAGCUGGUCGACGAGCGCAAGUUCGACGACGCCCUCGACCGCGUCGGCGACCUCGACGUCCAGACCGCCUGGGUCAAGUCCGUCAAAGGCUGGGUCGACAAGGAAGUCAUUCUGGGCAUCGACGGCGCCAUGAUCCGCAGCGAAGGGCUGCGCGAGGCCAUCGAGAAGGAGCGCGAGGAGGGCCUGCGCGGCGAGCACCACCAUCAUCAGGACGAGGUCGAGGUGCUGAGCGUCCUGCUCAAGGCCGACGACGGCAGGCCCCAUGGCAUCAGCCUCGACGACUUUGAGGAGCUGCUGCUGAGCGCGCCCAAGGACGAGGUGUACCGGAUCAAGGGGUUGGUUGCGUCCAAGACGCCGCCGCCAGACAGCACGGGCGAUCGAAGGACGAGUCUGGACGGUGAUGGGAAGGGCCUGUAUGUGCUGAACUGGGCGUUUGGGAGGUGGACGUACACGGCGUUGAGCUCGAGUCAGUUCAGCGUGCUGGACGACGCGAGUGCGAGACUGACGUUCAUUCUGGCCAGGGGAGAGAGCAAUCGCUGGAUGAAGAAGCUGCAGAAAGGCGACCUACUGAAGCUGGAUGGCGAUGUGAAAGCAAUGGUGACCGUUGAGAAGGUCGGCGGUGGGGAGCACGCUCACUACAAAGAAAUGUAG
Molecule: messenger RNA, 1125 nt
Organism: Cyphellophora europaea CBS 101466
Lineage: Eukaryota; Fungi; Ascomycota; Eurotiomycetes; Chaetothyriales; Cyphellophoraceae
Exons: 1
Coding region: 1-1125 (374 amino acids)
Cellular component (GO): cytoplasm
Source: RefSeq, a predicted model, not a curated record